ACACUUACAGCCUGCCAACUCAGUUACAUGGGAAAAAAAUCACUUUGAAAAAUACUUUACCUUUCUCAUACUAUGUGCUUCAUAAGCCCAAAAGACGUUUUACUUUCCCGUGCUGUGAGACUCUACUUCUAUGUAUUGACAAGGACCUGAAGUAAGGAGCAGCGCAUGCGCCAAGCACCCUAAGCCUGCGAAGCGUGUGACCGGCCGGAGUGCCACCGUUCCUAGCUUUCUCUGGUUGUGGAGGAGGCUUCCGGGCUCCGUCUUGGGCCGCCAUGGGGAAGGUGAAUGUGGCCAAGUUGCGCUACUUGAGCCGGGAUGACUUCAGGGUCCUGAUCGCGGUUGAAAUGGGCAUGAAGAACCAUGAAAUAGUUCCCUGCAGUUUGGUUGCUUCUAUAGCCAGCCUUAAACAUGGUGGCUGUAAUAAAGUUUUAAGAGAAUUAGUGAAACAUAAACUCAUAGCUUGGGAGCGUACCAAAACUGUCCAGGGCUAUCGGUUGACAAACGCAGGCUAUGAUUACCUAGCUUUGAAAGCGCUUUCUUCUAGACAGGUAGUUGAGUCUGUUGGAAACCAGAUGGGUGUUGGCAAAGAAUCUGAUAUUUAUAUUGUUGCAAAUGGAGAAGGUCAGCAAUUUGCAUUAAAGCUUCACAGACUGGGAAGAACCUCCUUUCGAAAUCUGAAAAACAAGCGUGAUUACCAUAAACACAGGCAUAACGUGUCUUGGCUUUAUUUAUCUCGUCUUUCUGCCAUGAAAGAAUUUGCCUAUAUGAAGGCAUUGUAUGACAGGAAAUUUCCAGUUCCAAAGCCAAUUGAUUAUAAUCGCCAUGCAGUGGUUAUGGAACUCAUAAAUGGCUAUCCCCUAUGUCAGAUACACCACGUUGAAGAUCCUGCAUCAGUGUAUGAUGAAGCUAUGGAACUAAUUGUCAAACUAGCAAAUCAUGGGCUAAUUCAUGGAGAUUUCAAUGAAUUCAAUCUCAUUUUGGAUAAAGAUGACCACAUCACCAUGAUUGAUUUUCCACAAAUGGUUUCAACUUCGCAUCCCAAUGCUGAAUGGUAUUUUGACAGAGAUGUUAAAUGCAUUAGAGAGUUCUUCAUGAAGCGAUUCAGCUAUGAAAGUGAGCUUUAUCCAACCUUUAGUGAUAUCAGGAGGGAGGACUCUCUUGAUGUAGAGGUUUCGGCCAGUGGCUACACAAAGGAAAUGCAGGCAGAUGAUGAACUGCUUCAUCCAGUAGGUCCAGAUGAUAAAUAUACUGAAACAGAGGAGGGAUCUGAAUUCUCAUUUUCUGACGAAGAGGUACCAGAAAAAGCAAAGGUUUAUAGGUUAGAAAAUCAAAGUGAACGAAACUCUGAAGAUGAAUCAGUUCACUGCUGUUGCAGCUCAUCUGGAGACCUUGAAGAAAUAAAGGAAGACAAUUUGUCAGAGAAGAGUGCUGAUGCACACAAUUUUGAAAUGACUGGAUUCAAUCAAGCUUUAGAAGAAAUAAAAGGGCAGGUUGUUGAAAACAAGUCUGUAACUGAAUUUUCGGAGGAGCAAAACAAAACUGAAAAUGACACGAGGCAAGAUGGUAAGACAGGUCCAGGAGGAAUCCCCACAGGCUCUGAAGAGGAUGAAGAUGAAUGCCCUCAUCGCAUUGCCUUGUCGUCAUUCAACAAAGAAUUCAGGCCUUUCAGAGAUGAAGAAAAUACGGAAGAUACUAAUCAAUAUAGAACGAGAACGCUGAGUAUUACUUCUGUGGGUAGUGUUUUAAGCUGUUCAACAAUUCCUCCGGAAGUGGUGAAGCAGAAAGUGAAACGUCAGUUGACAAAACAGCAAAAAUCAGCUGUCAGACGUCGAUUGCAAAAAGGAGAAGCAAACAUAUUUACCAAGCAACGAAGAGAAAACAUGCAAAAUAUUAAGUCAAGCUUGGAAGCAGCUAGCUUUUGGGAAGAGUAAUAUAUUUAAGAUCUUGAAUAUUUUUCAGAAAGUUGCUAUGAUCCCUUUUUAAGCCACCUUUAGUCUUUUUUGGACCAAGACAGAUAAAUAAACCCUCUCUCAUGUAUGAA
Rhinolophus ferrumequinum (greater horseshoe bat) is the source of this 2041-nucleotide messenger RNA. RefSeq names its product RIO kinase 2 (gene RIOK2). The transcript has 10 exons. Bases 273 to 1931 code for a protein of 552 amino acids. The record is from RefSeq and is a predicted model, not a curated record. Lineage: Eukaryota; Metazoa; Chordata; Mammalia; Chiroptera; Rhinolophidae. Gene Ontology annotation, cellular component: nucleus; preribosome, small subunit precursor; cytosol. Gene Ontology annotation, molecular function: protein serine/threonine kinase activity; ATP binding. Gene Ontology annotation, biological process: protein phosphorylation; maturation of SSU-rRNA.